Messenger RNA from Homalodisca vitripennis (glassy-winged sharpshooter), 2974 nucleotides. RefSeq names its product UDP-glucosyltransferase 2-like. The transcript has a single exon. NCBI's taxonomy places the organism in Eukaryota, Metazoa, Arthropoda, Insecta, Hemiptera, Cicadellidae. Bases 2302 to 2823 code for a protein of 173 amino acids. The record is from RefSeq and is a predicted model, not a curated record.
AUACCAGUUAUGAUAUGAUACGAGUCAUCACAUAAUACGAGCCAUGAUAUGAUACGAGUCAUGAUAGGAUACCAGUUAUGAUAUGGUACGCGUUAUCAUAUUAUACGAGUCAUAUGAUACCAUUUAUGAUAUUAUACGAGUCAUGAUAUGAAACAAUUUGUGAUAUUAUACGAGUUAUGAUAUGAAACGUGUUAAGAUAUGAUACGAGUAAUGAUGUACGAGUAAUAAUAUUAUACGAGUAAUGAUAAGACACGAGUUAGGAUAUGAUAAGAGUCAUAACAUAAUACGAGUCAUGAUAUACGAGUUUUGAUAUGGUACGCGUUAUGAUAUGAUACGGGUCAUACGAUAUGAUACGAGUCAUAUGCUAUGAUACGAGUCAAGAUAUGAUAGUACUUUGAUCUAAUACGAGUCAUGAUAUGCUACGGGCUAUAAUAUGAUACGAGUUAUGUUAUGGUAGUGUUAUUAUAUGAUACGAGUUAUGAUUUUGUUACGGUAUGAUCAAAGCCCUUCCGUUUCCCAUUUGUAGACAGAUUUUAAACUUUUGUAAUAAAUAUUCAGACAUUCAUAAAUUUUUAGUUGGCUGUUGGUAAAAUAAUGUCCAUAUGGUUCAAAUUCUUUAGGUGUUAACAGGACCGCUGACUUACUGAUUGACAAACAUCGUUAGUCACAUUCCGUAAAAAUAGCAACUCAAAUUAUGUGUUAGCUGGGAAUUUGGCUCAAAUCAGUGCGAAAAUUCAAAUAUAGAUUUUUUUUUCGUUGUAAAGUGUGCGUGGAUUGCUGCGAAGAAUUUAAGGAGUUUGAACCAUUGAUUACGUCACAUAUAAUUAAAUUCGUCAGUUGGGGUGCCUUUUUGACAGGAUUGUAUUACUGACCCGACAGGUCGCGUCGUAGUCUUUACGCGUCUGUGCGAUAUCCCGGUAGAAAGUCCUACAAACUAGAAGCUUGGUAUGUAACGUUGGUUCAUUCUUGGUUCAAGGAAGAUUGUAUUGAUUUUGUAAUCUAAAGGUCAAAGGUUAGUAAAUUUAUAUUGAUCCAGGAAAAAAUGUUAAUCAUGUCGGUAACGACUUUUCUUACAUUCUGUCGGGUUCUUCAGUAUUUGCAUUGCAUUGGUUUAUUGUUUUGUUCAGAUUGUUUAUAUUUUGAAAAAAAAAAUAUCUUGUUAAAAAAUUCCUCGACUUCCUGUAUCACAUAUUUAAAAAAAUUGAUUAAAAUAAUUAAACUUUUGUUUUGGUUUUUAUAAAUAAACUCAUGAACUAAUUAAGGCAAGGCUUCUUUUGCAACAGUCUUUCUUAGAAAUGUGUGAUUUUAAAGUUAAUCUGUUUUCACUGAUACCUUAUAGUGCAUUUCAGUAGUAAUGUUUUAGGGUGUAAUAUUUUAAAAAUUUAUCCUGAUAAAACAUGUCGAUAAUGUAACUCACUUUAGUAUCAGCUCAAGAAGUAAACACUGCCAAUAGUGGUCCGUAAGCCGUAUAAUAUUACAGAUUGAUUAUAAUGGUUCAGUACUUUUGGUUCCAGCCAGUGUUAAUCCACAAUUCUAAACAUAAAGUUUAGUGCUUGAAAUAUAAUAUGGUCGACCGUUUUAUUAGGGACUAUUUAUUACCUCAUAGUUUUAAGAUCAUUAGCUUAUUGUCUAGUGACUCAAAUUAUUGUUGGUGAUGAAUAAAUACUAAAAGAUUAAUGAUAUUAAUUAGGACAAUAUUUUUACACUUUAUAUACACGCAAUUAAGUGAACUUGUAUUAUAAGUAUACUACAUUCAUAUAAUACAAAGCGAUAUAAAAUAAAAAAUAUAUUUGAUUUUAUAAGAACAUUUCAUAUUUAUUGUUUAUUUCUUAAAGAAAUAUAGCAAAUCUGAAGAUUUUUCCAAUUACUAUUAUAAAAAAAGGAAUGGCUGAAAACUUAGUUACUAUACGGUAUUAACGAUAUAGCAGAUAAGUGGUAUUAACACCAAACCUAAUAACAAUUAUUUGUUAGUGAAAAAAUAUCCAUCAAUUAAUUUGAUCGAGGGAGUUCAUGACAAGAAACAGUUACUUGUCCUAUACUUACCGUAAUUGAAUACUAAUAAAAACUAACAGUUCUUUGUGAAUAAUAUUGAGUUAGGUAGGAAACAAUGGUUAUCUAAUCGUCAGUCUCAAGUAUGCGAUACAGAAGUCGUUUAGCCAAGCGUCCGUGCUGUACUGUAAGUCUUGCUCAUGAGUCAGCUGUGUGUUGUAGUGCCAACAUCGCUGUAGGUCACGCUCCUAAAUAUCACAUCCGUUCUUUCAACAUCCUGUCAGAAGUCGUUGUCUGUGUCAACCCUCAGAGAUGUUUAAGUUGUUAGUGUUCUCGUGUCUACUCGGCCAUGUCCUCUCUGCUGACAUCCUGGCAGUGUUCCCGCACACCGGCAAGAGUCACUUUGACGUGUUCGAGCCACUGGUCCUCGCUCUUGCUGCAAGAGGUCAUCAAGUCACCGUCCUCAGCUUCUACCCCCAGGAGACCCCUGUGACUAACUACACCGACAUAAGCCUCGUUGGGACGCUGCCCAUGUUCGUUAAUGCUCUGCAGUUCGAUUAUCUGAAAGGUUCAACCCCAAUAUUUGAAUUUACUUUUGUCAGUGGCAUCGGGCUGAGUGUUUGCGAGUCGGUAUUAUCCUCUUCACAAGUGAAGUCUCUCAUAAGUUCCGGCAAAAAGUUCGAUCUUGUGAUCGUCGAAUUGUUCAACAGUGAUUGCUUUCUUAGUCUGGUGGACUUCUAUGGUGUUCCCCACAUCGGUCUUUCUUCCUCCAGGGAUCUACCUCACCACAACCCUAGAGUAGGAAACCCAGAUAGUUUUUUCCUUCUCGAAUAACAUUUUCUACCCUAUAAUACCACCCUUAAGCUUCCUUCAAAGAUUGCAGAACGUGGCUUACACACUCGGCAUGCGCUUGGGCAGGACGCACUACUAUUCUGUACGAGAGCAGAAGCCCAUACGCCAGGUGUUUGGCCAUGAGGUGGAUCUC